AUGGCACCAAAGGCGUUGCCGAGUCGAAAUGUCCCAAGCGCAGUGAUGAAGAUGAUGAUGCCGAGGGUGGUGAAGGCAAAGACCUCUGCUGAGCAAAACACGGAGUUGUACUCAGCACUCGACAUGGUGCCUUGCGAGUUCCCAGUCACACUGGAUUUGAAACACCGUCCGCCGCAAGAAGCUCAAGAGAACCGCUGA
Molecule: messenger RNA, 198 nt
Organism: Durusdinium trenchii
Lineage: Eukaryota; Dinophyceae; Suessiales; Symbiodiniaceae
Source: the annotation of a GenBank genome assembly